AAUAAGCCUUUUAAUAAAUAGAUUGGCUAGAAUUGAAAUAUCCUUAUUUAUAACUACAUUGGAAAACAAAUUAUUGAAUCUUUUCAAUGAGUUUAUAGUGUGAGCGCGCAUAGUAAGUGGCCUGUACUGUAUAACGUAGGCCUGUACAGCAAACUGAAGUUUUAAAUUUAUAAGGCUCACAAUAAUAAUCAACACUUAAACGAUGCGUCGUGAGGUCCGUUGAUAUCUGUCGCUUUAUUCAAACGGAGAAUAGUGCGUGCUAGCUAGUACAAGUGAGUGGCACUCGCUUGUACAUUUGUCCGAAAUCUUCGAAGAGGUAGGGGAGUAACUUCUUUUAGAAGUAAGAAUUAAUAGUAUACGUGUUCGAAGUCGCAAAGAUGGGUAAGAAGGAUGUGGUAAAAGUCGCGGUGGAGAUGAAAGAUAAGCCAACACAACUCAUCGAACUGGAUCAAACUAGACCCCUCGAGUGUAUUAUACAGGAACUAUGCGGAAUAUGGUGCUUGAACGACCCAGGGGACAGCUAUGCGCUCGAGUUCUCUGAACCUGCAGAGCCCUCAUACAUUACCGAAAAAAAUCGUGGCAAUAUUAAAAAUGGAUACUUUCUCAAGUUGACUGCCAGCCCUGCAAGAAGAACUCAGCGCAUACUCGAUAACUUAACUACAAAUGGCAAUAAUUGCCCUGUUGAGGUUCUCAAGGAACUUCACAGAUUGUCCCUAGACAAGACGUUCGCGCUAGAAUUCAUCAACCGUCAAGGCCACCAGACCCUUUUGCGCAGCGUACAGGAUGGUGUCUACACUGGUGAACGCCUAGCGUAUGUCCUGUUGAGCUUCGUGGAGCUCAUGGAUCAUAAUAUUGUCUCGUGGGAUGUUGUCGAACCCAAAUUUAUUGGACGCGUGGCUAACAACGUUAAUCAAACGUCUGCCAUAGAUUUUCGCAUCCUUCAGGCCUCUCUCUCGAUUCUAGAAUCCGUUGUUUUGAACUCGUCAUCGCGCUAUCAUUUGGUAGAUCAACAGGUGACAAUACCACAUCUAAUAGUACACAUCCAAAGCGGCAGCAGCGGUAUACAACAAAGUGCAAUCGCAUUCAUUAACGCGCUCUGCCUAAAAGCCGAGUUUUCCAAACGAAAAGCUCUGCAUGCAACCCUUGCCUCGAAGCAAAUACGAAAGGUGAUCCAAGCAAAUAUUCUAUCGAAAGGACAGCAUGUGAUCAGCAAGGAAGGUCGUGAGAUGGUUCAUCAGCUCUAUGUUCUACAAACGUUGUUGUUCAAUACUCAGGACGAGCGGAAGAGGCACGACCUAGACCCAAACGACUCUGACGCCAGACUAAAAUUGGAGGAGCUCCGCCGAAUUGCAUUCGGCCCCACGGAAGGCUCCGGAUCUAACAAGAGCUCAGCUGCCAAAUGCUUCCGAAAGUUAGGAUUUCAAUCAGCAUCGAAUCCUAUCGAAGAUCUAUUACCGGCACCGGGAGCGCUUGCGCUCGACAACAUGGUUUACUUCGCUAAGUACCACACCGAUCAGUAUAUAAAGUUUGUCCUUGAAAAUUCAAUCAGAGGCGAUGAACAUGAAGUCCCAUUCGCUCGCGCAUCGGUGCGGCUCGUGAGACUUUUGGCCGACGACAUAUUACACAUAGGUGAUCCGCCUCGAGAUCAAGGAGGCUCUUUUCAUGCCAUGUUCUUCUCGCACGCCCAUGCGUUUGAGGAAUUUUUCUGUGUCUGUAUUCAGCUGCUGAACAAAACGUGGAAGGAGAUGCGAGCUACAGCUGAAGAUUUUGCCAAAGUGAUGCAAGUGGUUCAAGAUCAAAUCGAACGCGCGAUGGAGGCACCAGAUGGCACGACACCAAAUGAUUUUGAGAAAUUAAAAUCAAAACUAGCAACACUUCCCUACUCGGAAAUAAUGAAUAUAUGGAACGAAGAAAGGAGUAACAAAGAAGAAUGUGAAACUAAAGCGAUUCCAAUAGUGCAGCUUCGGGAGAUGCUUAUUCCGGAGUUGGUUAGCCUAAUUCAGCAACACCGACUACAACAGCUUACAGACGGGACUUUGUUCACCAAAUAUGCUGCCAAAGGGCAACGCAUUAAGGACAAGUUCUGGUAUUGUCGACUCUCGCCAAAUUUCAAAGUAUUUCAUUAUGGCGACUGGGAUGAAAAGUCUGCACCGCCAAGUGUGGAUGAGCUACCCCACAAAUUGCUGGUCGCUGAUAUCGGAUGCUUGAAGACCGGUCGAGAUUGUCCGCACAUGAAGGACUCUCGCAAAACAAAAACUGCUGCACCACUGGCCUUUUCACUUGUCCCCCAACAGACCGAACAAGAGUCGCUCAAUUUCGUUGCGCCUACAGAAAAGCUGUUUCACUACUGGACGGACGGUAUCCUCGCAUUAUUAGGUGAAAGCAUGACCUCUCGCGAAAGUGUGCAGGACCUCGAAAUGCUUCUCCACGUCGAAAUGAAACUUCAUCUGUUAGACACGGAGGGCGUUCAGAUUCCUGACAAGCCACCGCCGCUGCCAGUAGAUCCUCCCAAUUAUGAUUUUAACGCGCCCAUUAUUUACCAAACCCAACCCAAGUGGCAGUUGUAGUAACUGUCGGACGCCACGUUUUCUAU
This is a messenger RNA of Varroa destructor (honeybee mite), 2593 nucleotides long. RefSeq names its product engulfment and cell motility protein 1-like. The record is from RefSeq and is a predicted model, not a curated record. NCBI's taxonomy places the organism in Eukaryota, Metazoa, Arthropoda, Arachnida, Mesostigmata, Varroidae. Gene Ontology annotation, cellular component: plasma membrane. Gene Ontology annotation, biological process: cell motility; actin filament organization.